GGGAUUAGUCAGUCAGUGUGCAGGGCGCAGGGAGGAAGUGACACCGCUCUGCUCUGUCUGCUGCUCCCUGGAUGUGAGGGCUUUUCUCGGACUGUGGAUCUAGCAGGAGCCCGAGAUGGGACACUGGGGUGUGUGGAGCCCGGGACGGCGGGCGCUGGCGCUCCUUCUCCUCAUACAGGUUGCUCACUGUUCCAGAGUUUUGGAUGAGGUUUAUUUCCCAGAGAAUGAUGUUGAGACACGUUCCGGACCACAGCGAUGGGGUUAUGGAGACGUGGGAGAUGAUGAAGACUUUAUGGCAGAUGAAGCUUCUGGAGAUGACCCCGGCAGUAGUGAGAUUGGCAGCGGGCUCCCAACGGCAGAAGGCUUCACAACCGUACCCACCUCAACAAUCGCCUCGUUCGUCACAGGGCCUGCGGUAACCCCGUUAGCUCCACAGCUGGCAGGUAUGAGUGUCUCUGAACUGGACCAAGAACCCUUCCUAAUUUAUUACAGAGCUCUGGUGAACUUUACCACAUCUAUAGAGUACACUCUGGACCUGGACAACGUCUCUUCGGAUCAGUUCCGGGAUUUGUCGGAAGCCAUUGUGGACACGCUCGAGUCUGAAUAUUACAAAAUCCCUGGAGAGCAAAUGGUUAACGUUGUAUAUGUCAAGGUCAUUGAUAACUUUGUGUUUGUGGAAUUGGAUGUAGGAUCGGAAGGUAACACUAACGACGCUCAGAUCCGCCAGAUCUUGUACUCCGUUAUAGCCAGUGGCUCUAUUGCCAAUUAUGUCACCUCUGUCGAGGGCUUCCAGUUCCGGCGUCUCGGUGCUGCACAAACCCCUCCAUCUCCCAUUGGGAUGGAGACACCAGUUCCACCUUUAAUACGUUCCUGUUCUGCUGACGAGUUCACCUGCAAUAAUGGCGAAUGCGUCCCCUUGGAAUUUCGGUGUGAUCGGCGUCACGACUGUCGGGACAUGUCCGAUGAAGAGAGAUGUCCUGAACCCGAGACAUGUGGAGAUACGGAGUUUGCCUGCAGCAGUGGAGAGUGUAUUCCCAGAGAAUAUUAUUGUGAUGGCCGCCCGGAUUGCCUGGAUUCAUCUGAUGAGGGGUUGUGCGAUGUCCCACAACAAAUCGUCACCAGUCCUCCUUUCACCACAAGACCUGUGAUUACUAGAAGACCUAUUACCACCCCUCCUCCCCCCAUUUAUACAAGACCCCCUCUUGUUGUGACCACACCAUUGACGCGCCUUACUCCCAAGCCACCAUUAGAUGCCGUCCGCCCUUGUAAGAGAGAAGAGGCUCGAUGCCCGAAUGGACAGUGUAUCCCCAGGGACUAUCUUUGUGAUGGAGAACGGGACUGUAGGGACGGCAGCGAUGAGCUCAACUGCGGAACUCCCUCUCCCUGUGAACCCAAUGAAUUCAAGUGCAGGAAUGGUCGCUGCGCCUUGAAACUGUGGCGGUGUGAUGGCGAUAACGACUGUGGAGAUGGUUCUGAUGAAAUAAACUGCCCCACCAAAGGCCCAAGUGACAUGUGCGCCCCAGAUCAGUUUGUCUGUAUACAGUCCCGGACCUGUAUCCCGGCCAGUUACCAGUGUGACGAGGAAGCCGACUGCCCCGACCGCUCAGAUGAGAUUGGCUGCAGUCCUCCUCAAGUGAUUACACCUCCUGAGGAGAGCAUCAUGGCUUCCCGGGGAGAGACAAUACGCUUUACUUGUGUGGCAAUUGGAAUCCCGACGCCCAUUAUAACCUGGAGAUUGAACUGGGGCCACAUCCCCACUAGCAGCAGAGUGUCGAUGACCAGCGAGAACGGACAUGGCACACUCAUCAUUCGAGAUGUAAAGGAAGCGGAUCAAGGCGCUUACACGUGUGAAGCCAUUAAUGCUAAGGGAAUGGUGUUUGGAAUUCCUGAUGGUGUCCUCUCCUUAAAGUCUGAAGGUCCAUGCUCUGAAGGAUUCUUUCACGUGCACGGCAACUCCCGGUGCAUUCCCUGCUUUUGCUUUGGUGUUGCCAAGGUUUGCCAUCAAACCGGUCGUUACAGAAACCAGAUCAGACUGCGAUUUGAUGUUAUAGAUGACUUUAAAGGAGUGAACGUAUCCUCUCACCAGGGAUUUCCUCCGUUAUCCUCAAAUCAACUCCAGAUUGACACUAGUGUAGAAGAGUUCCAACUGGUCGACCUGUCUCGGAGGUUUCUGAGUCAGGAAUCCUUCUGGACGCUGCCAUCACAGUUUUUGGGGAAUAAGGUGGACUCGUAUGGAGGCUCCCUCCGUUAUAAAGUUCGUUAUGGCCUGACACGUGGCCUGUCAGAGCCUGUGAGGAAGCCUGAUGUAGUUAUAAUCGGAAAUGGGCAGAAACUUAUCUAUCGAGUCCAGUCAUCUACCCAGCCAACCACUGUGAACCAGCGGGAAGUCCAAUUCACAGAGGAACACUGGCAGCAUGAGUCUGGAGCAGCAGUCACCCGUGAGGACCUCUUGAUGACUCUUCAGAAUCUGGAAGCCAUAAUGAUUCAGACAGUUUAUGACAACAAAAUGGCCAGCGUGGGGCUGGCAGACAUUGUCAUGGACACAACCUCUGUGGAGUACACGCAGCUGGGGGUGGCCAUGGGCGUUGAGGAGUGCAGAUGCCCCACUGGCUAUUCCGGCCUCUCCUGUGAGACUUGCUCCCCACAGUUUGAACGCAUCCCCGGUGGACCUUUCCUGGGUACUUGCUCUGGAUGUAAUUGUAACGGCCAUGCCAGCUCCUGUGACUCUGAGAGCGGCUACUGCAUAAAUUGCCAACACAACACUGAGGGUCCACAGUGCAAUAAAUGUAAGUCAGGCUUUUUCGGAGACCCCACCAGAGGUACUGCAGAUGCCUGUCGGCCAUGUCCCUGCCCACUUAUGGACCCCCGUCGCAGGUAUUCGGACACCUGCUUUUUGGACACUGAUGGACAGCCCACCUGUGAUAACUGUCUGGAGGGUUAUUCCGGACGGCGGUGCGAAAGAUGUGCGUUGGGAUAUGAAGGAGAUCCUAUGAAGCCUGGAGGACAGUGUGGGAAGACUGCUGACAACACGGGGAUCUGUGAUGAGAGGGGCAGCGCCGUGUCAUCUCCUAAUGCUUGUGUGUGCAAGCCGCAUGUCUCAGGAAGGCUGUGCAAUGAAUGUAAAAGUGGAACUUUCUACCUCAAUGAGAAAAACCCAAAUGGCUGCUUGAAAUGUUUCUGCAUGGGAGUCACCCGGGAGUGUUCAAGCUCUUACUGGAACCGAGAUCAGGUCCGUUCCACCUAUGACAGUCACGAGAGAAUGCCGUUUUCCAUCUCCAAUGCAGCCAGUACCCGAACGUUCAGUGAGGGCAUAAGCAUCACGGGUCCUUCAGAGCUGACAUUUAGCGCUUUUAACAACGUCCCCCAAGAUGUAUAUUUCUGGGUGCUGCCAGAGCGAUUCAAGGGAGACAAGGUGACAUCUUACGGCGGAGAACUGCGUUACACCAUCACAUAUGAAGCCUCUUUGGGGGCCCAGACUCUGGACGCACAGACGUACGUCGUUUUGCAGGGCAACGGAAUCUUUCUGGAGCAUUAUGCAAACAUUCAGACAGCUCCCGGCUUCCCGAUUACAAUCACCGUUCCGUUCCGUGAGAGUUUAUGGCGGCGGACCGAUGGUCAGGAUGCCACCCGUGAACACCUGCUGAUGGCCCUUGCGGAUAUUGAUGUUCUGAUGAUCCGGGCAUCCUAUGCUGAGAGGAUGAUUGAAAGCAGAAUUUCUAACAUCCACAUGGACAUUGCGGUGCCUCACUCCACAGGACUGCAGCAAGCGGUAGAGGUGGAGCAGUGUGCUUGCCCAGUCGGCUACACGGGACCAUCCUGCCAGGACUGUGACAUUGGUUAUACCCGCUCCACCAGUGGUCUUUACCUGGGUACCUGUGAGCGCUGUCAAUGUGGUGGCCACUCCACAGAGUGUGAUGGAGAGACGGGAGAAUGCCUGAACUGCCAACACAAUACAGAGGGAGCCAAAUGUGAGCGUUGUAAGCCUGGCUUCUAUGGAGACCCGAGACGUGGAAGUCCAGGAGACUGCCAGCCUUGCCCAUGCCGAGGCACAUCCAGCCAAUAUUUUGGCACAUGCUUCCUGGACACGGACGGUCAGGCCACGUGUGACUCCUGUCCUGUUGGAUACAUUGGGCGUCAGUGUGAGAGAUGUGCACCUGGUUACAGAGGAGACCCAGUCCGAGGACAGCCCUGCACAUCGACUUCUGGUCCUGGCCCUAGUACAGGCUGUCAUUGUGAUCUGAGGGGCAGCACUAGUAACACCUGUGACUCCCGGCGCCAGUGUCCAUGUAAACCCCAUGUGGAGGGUCUUACAUGCAGUACCUGCCGCCCAAAUCACUUCUACCUCAGUGCAGACAAUCCAGAAGGCUGUUUGCCAUGCUUCUGUAUGGGAGUCACCCAGCAAUGUUCCAGCUCCAGCUACCAUCGUGAACUGGUCACUAGCCCGUUCCUGCCUGGAAACUUCCAGAACUUUGCCCUAGUCAACCGUCAACGCAGUGUCCGUAUCACCACUGGAUUCAUUGUGGAGAUGUCCACUCAUGGGCCGCAGCUCUCCUAUCGACAGUUUGACCAGCUGGGGCAGGAGUCCUUUUACUGGCAGCUUCCAGAGAGCUACCAGGGGGAUAAGGUGAUGUCUUAUGGUGGAACGCUCCGCUACACGCUGGCCUACACGUCUGGAAUCCGGGGAUCUCCGCUGCCCGAUGCUGAUGUUCAGAUCACGGGCAAUGACAUCACCUUGGUGGCCUACCAGACAGAACUGCGCCCGCGUGAGACCAAAACCUUUGAGAUUGCAUUUAGAGAGAGUCAAUGGAAGCGCCCAGAUGGGCAGCAGGCCACGCGGGAGCACCUGAUGAUGGCGCUGGCAGAUCUAAACGAGAUUCUCAUACGAGCAUCUUACUCCACUGACAUGAUAUCUGCUAGCAUUACUGGUGUGAGCAUGGAGACCGCUGGGCCCUCAUACACCAGCCUUCCUCAGGCCCUGGAGGUAGAGGAGUGCCGCUGCCCCCCUGGCUACAGAGGAUUGUCCUGCCAGGACUGUGCCCCCGGCUACACCCGCACUGGAGGAGGCCUAUACCUUGGACACUGCGAGCCCUGUGAUUGUAACGGGCACUCGGAGACUUGUCACCCAGAGACUGGUGUCUGUUCGAACUGUUUGCACAACACUGCCGGCGAGUUCUGCGACAAAUGUGCACCUGGCUUCUAUGGUGAUGCCACAGCGGGUACCCCAGAGGACUGCCAGCCUUGUGCAUGCCCAUUAAGUGACCCAGAGAACCAGUUUUCGAAGACCUGUGAGACAGAUGGUGCUGGUGGCUACAGAUGCACAGCCUGCCCCAUAGGGUACACAGGGCAGUACUGCGAGAGGUGUGCUCCAGGAUAUACUGGUAACCCCAGCGUCCGUGGACAGAAAUGUGUCCCAGAGGACAGACAAUUCAACUUCUUUGUCAGGAUUUAUCCUGAGAAGAAAACGGUUACUCCAGGUAGCGAGAUAAGUCUCAGGUGCCAAGGAAGUGGUGACCCUCCUUACUACUACUUCUGGUCACGAGAAGAUGGGCGACCGCUUCCUGGAAACACCCAGCUAAGGGAAAGAGGUGAGGUCCUGCACUUCCCUAGCCUGCAGCCAUCAGAUUCUGGAGUCUACAUCUGCACUUGCCGCAAUUACCAGUACACGAACACCAGUAGAGCAGAGAUCAUCAUCCAUGCCUCUCCCAUUAGGCCCAUUACAGUGACUGUGGAAGAGCAGAGGGUCCAGAGGGUCCGGCAAGGCGUAGACGUCACCUUCAUAUGCACAGCAAAGAGCACGUCCCCAGCUUACACCUUGGUGUGGACCCGUCAGAACAGUGGGAAUCUGCCCGAGAGAGCGAUGGACUUCAAUGGCAUCCUGACCAUCCGUAACGUGCAGCCCGAAGACGCUGGCAUUUACAUCUGCACUGGAUCCAAUAUGUUUGACAUGGACGAGGGCAAUGCAACGCUUUUUGUUCAAGAGGCCUCCCACACCCAGAUGUUCUAUGGACCCUUUGAAACCAUUGAAGGACACAGACCAUCUGGAGCAGGGACGCCCCCUGUGGCUGUGAUUGAGCCCAGGCAGCUGAGUGUCCAGCAGGGUCAGCCGGCAGAAUUUCGCUGCACAGCGACUGGAAACCCAACGCCGAUCGUGGAGUGGACGGGCGGCCAGAAUGGAGGCAUCUCAUCCAGAGCCAGUGUCCACGGAGGUGUCCUGCGCUUCUCAUCCGCCCAGAUCUCAGAUGCCGGGCAAUACACUUGCCGCGUGCACAACAGUUUUGGCCAACACAUCGCCAGGGCUGAUCUACGGGUUUACACAGGUGGAAAUUUGCCAGACGUCCAGGUGAGCCCAGAGCGGACAGAGGUCAGAGAAGGGGACACCGCCCGGCUGUACUGUAGAGCGCUAGGCAGCCCCACUCCAACAAUCUCCUGGAGGAAGCAAGAUGGUAUCCUACCCCCUCAGGCUCAUACAGAGAGGACAGACAUCGCCACCCUCCUGAUUCCAUCAAUAACUGUAGCAGACGCCGGAACGUAUUUGUGCGUUGGCACCAACUCUGCAGGCUCCUCUCAGCGUCAGAUAGAAGUGAUUGUGGUAAAAGCUUCUUCUGCUGCUCCACUUGUGAGGAUUGAGCCGUCAUCUGAUAACGUGCUGGAGGGACAAACCGUGGAACUGAACUGUGUAGUCGCUUCCUAUCCGCAGGCUGCAGUCACGUGGCAUAGGCCUGGCCACCCCCUGUCACCCAACCACCAGGUCUAUGGCUCCCGGUUGCGCAUACUACAAGCCUCAUCAGCCGACUCUGGGGAAUAUAUCUGCCGUGUCACUAACGGAGGUGGAACACAACAAGCCUCAAUCAUUAUCACAAUCAACCGUGUCCCCAUCCCUUCUGAAAACAUUCCCGUGCUUAGGAUUGAGUCUUCCUCAGGCUCAUUGGUUGAGGGGCAGACUUUGGAGCUGGACUGCCAAGUGACUGGUUAUCCUGGGGUAGAGGUCACUUGGUACAGGCCGGGAAUUCCUCUCUCGCCAAACCACCAGGUGUCUGGAUCACGUCUGAGGAUCCUCCAAGCCUCCGCUGCUGACUCUGGAGAGUACAUUUGUCGUGUCACCCAUGGUGGAGUCACACAGCAGGCAUCAACCUUCAUCACUGUAACUCGCAUUUCUAGUGACUCAUCAGGCUCGUUCCCGGCUCUGAGGAUUGAACCCUCCUCAAACACUGUGGCUGAAGGUCAAACUCUCGAAUUGAACUGUGUGGUCUCCGAGUCACAAAAUGCUGUGGUCACCUGGACCAGAAAGGGUCAGCCCCUCUCCCCCAAUCACCAGGUGCUGGGCUCUCGCCUGCGCAUCCUCCAGGCAUCUGUGGCGGACUCCGGCGAGUACAUCUGCCGCGUCACCUCCGGAACAGUCACUCGUCAGGCAACCAUCACGGUCACUAUUAGUCGUGUCAUUGGCCCAGUUCACACCGGCAUCACACCAACCAUCCUCGUCGAGUCUCCAUCCAGUGCUGUGUCAGAGGGACAGACUGUUGUCCUGAACUGUGUCGUGGAAGGACAGACACAUCAGGAAGUGUCAUGGUACAGACAGGGGCAGCCACUGUCCGAAAAUCACCAGGUUUCAGGCUCUCGGCUGCGCAUCCUUAAAGCCUCCCCUCAGGACUCUGGUGAAUACAUCUGUCAAGUGAGCGGCAGCUCUGGGAUCCAGGUGGCCUCUAUCAGCGUCUCUAUCGAAGGCUCCAGGCACAAUACCGGGGUCUCGGGUGCCAUUAGGAUUGAACCCUCAUCAAAGACUGUAGAAGAAGGACAGAUUCUGGAACUGAGCUGCUUGAUAGAAGGACUCUCUGACCAGUCAGUGACCUGGCAUCGGUCUCAUGGACGUCCGCUAAGUUCUAAUCACCAGGUUGCAGGACCUCGAAUGCGAAUUUUUAAAGCCACUGCGGCUGAUUCUGGCGAGUACAUCUGCCGUGUGAAUACGGCCUCGGGUAUCCAGGAAGCCAUCAUUACUGUUAUCGUACAGCGCUCAUCACAAGUGCCUGCAAGCUUCCCCACACCGAUCCUCAUUGAGAAGACUCCGGGUCCAGUAGUCGAGGGUCAGACUGUGGAUCUGAACUGUGUGGUCGUUGGAAAUCCAGAUGCCGCAGUUACCUGGUUGCGUCCGGGGUCAAAUUUCUAUGCACAUCACCAGAUUUCAGGCUCUCGUCUCCGCAUUUCCCAGGCAACUAGUGCCGACUCUGGGGAGUACGUCUGCCAUUACAGUUCUCCAUCUGGAAUAUUAAAAGCCUCCAUCCUCAUCAAUAUCAGCUCCGGAGUCCAGAAAACCUACCGUUCGGAAAGCCCAGUCAUCUCCAUCAGUCCAUCAAGUGCCACCAUUCGCCAGGGGGAAAAUGCCACUUUUAAAUGCUAUGUUCACAGAGGAGCUCAGCCAAUACGUGUAAUGUGGAAAAUUGGGCAAAAUCAGCCCCUACAAGAUAACGUCCACGUCAGCUCCAAUGGCUCCAUUAUUACCAUAGUGGGGGCUCAUCACAAGAACCAAGGUUCAUACCGCUGCAUGGCUUCCAAUGCCUUUGGGGCAGUGGACAGCGCUGUAAACCUGGUGGUGGAAGGACGUCCCACAGUGUCUGUGAUUCCUCAAGGACCAGUUAAGUUCAGUGUGGGAGAAACCAUUUACCUGGAGUGUUCAGGAAUGGGAGACCCUCGGCCUGUAGUCAGCUGGCGACGCACUGGAUCAAGACAGGCUAUCCGGCAGCAUAACCAUGCUCCCCUGGACAGUCACGCAGUGCUACAGAUUCCAUCAGCCAAGCCAGAUGAUUCCGGGUCUUACACCUGUGUUGGCCACAACCCGGCCGGUUCUACCCAAGUCCAUGUGGACGUGCUUGUUGAAGACAGAGUCUUGAGGCCGAGUACUCCCACAGCCAUAGCAGAGCAGUCCGUGCAAGUGGUUUUGGCUGGAGAGACGGCCACGUUGAGAUGUUCUGCUACAGGAAACCCAACUCCAACCAUCAAGUGGUCCAAGCUUCGAGCUCCAUUACCAUGGCAGCACCAGAUAGUGAACAGUAGUCUGGUCAUCCCGAGAGUAGCCCAGCAGGACUCAGGACAGUACAUCUGCAACGCUUCCAACGUCGAUGGUCACUCUGAGGUGUACAUUACCCUGGAUGUGGAAAAUCCGCCAUACGCCACCACCCUCCCUGACGAACUGUCUGUUAGUGUCGGAGAACCCAUUCAGUUGCAGUGCUUGGCCCACGGUACUCCGCCGCUCAAAUUCCAGUGGACUAAAGUUAAUGGCUCCCUCCCAAGCUCAGCUGCUGUGCGUGACGGCGUCUUAGAGAUCAAUCAGGCAUCCGUUACAGUCGCCGGUACCUACCGUUGCGUGGUCAGUAACAAAGUUGGAGAAAGUGUGGCCUUAACCCAGAUCAGUGUUUUAGCUCCGUUUUCUGUUCGGGUCUCACCUCAGAUAGACACAAAGGCAGUAGGUGACACAGCCGAGUUCACCUGCGCUGUUCUCGGAGAUCCGAGGGCAAGAAUCCAGUGGAUUAAAGAGGGAGGAGAGCUUCCAUCCAAUCACAAAGUGGACGGGACAGUGCUCAGGAUUUCCAACCUGGAGCGUGGUAAUGAAGGUGUCUAUACGUGCAGAGCAGUCAGCAGAUUCGGUCAAGUCCAAGACAGUGUAAAGUUAGUUGUGCAAGUGUUGCCGAAAGUCAGGAUCAACAUCCGCACCUCGGUGCAGACCGUCCUGGCAGGGAACUCUGUGGAGUUUGAAUGUCUGGCCAUUGGAGAUCCUCGUGCCAAAGUCACUUGGAGCAAGGUGGGAAGUCGGUUACCGAAUGAUGUCAUUAUAAAUGGUGGUACACUGAGGCUUGAGCAGGUGAAGCAGUCAGAUGCCGGGCAGUACCGCUGUACAGUCACCAAUGAUGUGGGAGAGGUGCAGUCUCAUGUCAUUCUCCAUGUGCAGUCCGUGCCGCAGAUCGCUGCCCAACCAGACAUGAAGGAGAUCACCACUGGAUCGACAGCUGCAUUCCCAUGUCUGGCAUCUGGAUUUCCAGUGCCUGAUAUCACAUGGACAAAGCUCGAAGGAGACCUCCCCAGUGAUGCCCGAAUUGAUAACAACGUUCUGACAAUACAAUCUGUGAAGCCUGAAGAUGCUGGGACCUAUGUGUGCACUGCAGCCAAUCGCCAGGGCAGAGUCACUGCUUUCUCCAUGCUAAAGGUUCGAGAGAGAGUGGUGCCUUACUUCACCGGGCACUCCCACCUCGCCCUGCCAAGCAUGAAAGAUGCCCACAAGAAAUUUGAAAUAAAGAUUACCUUCCGACCAGACGAUGCUGAUGGAAUGCUGAUCUACAGCGGACAGAAGAAAACCAAAGGAGCUGAUUUCAUGUCCUUUGGCCUUGUAGGAGGACGACCAGAAUUCAGAUUUGACGCAGGUUCCGGGAUGGCCACAAUCCGUUAUCCAAUGCCUAUUAGUCUGUCUGAGUUCCAUACUGUGACACUGCAUAGGAAUCUGAACCAAGGGUCACUGGUCGUGGAUAACCAGACACCUGUAAAUGGCACCUCACAGGGUAAAUUCCAAGGUCUGGACCUCAAUGAAGAGCUGUAUCUCGGAGGUUAUCCAAACUUUGAUGCUGUGUCCAAGACUGAUCUGAGCAGAGGGUUUGUAGGCUGUGUCCGUCAACUGAUCAUCCAGGACGAGGAGGUCAUUUUCAAGGACUUGGAUCUAAGAGCAAAUGGCAUCUCGAACUGCCCAACUUGUAGAGACCGACCUUGCAGGAACAGAGGAAUAUGUCGGGAUUCAGAAAGCAGCAGUUACGUCUGCGAUUGUCCACCCGGUUUUGCUGGCAGUAACUGUGAACAUUCCCAAGCCCUUCACUGUCACCCAGGUGCCUGUGGAGAUGAAGCAACCUGCAUCAGUCAUGAGGAUGGGACAGGAUACACCUGUCGAUGCCACCUGGGCAAAUCUGGAGACAAAUGCAUGGAUGGUGUCAUGGUGAACACUCCCUCGUUUAAUGGAGAAACCUCUUACAUCUCCUACCCAUCUCUUACUAACAUCCACAAUGAUCUGCGGGUGGACCUUGAAUUCAAACCCCUGUCUCCAGACGGAAUAAUAUUCUUCAGUGGGGGAAAGGAAGCUCCAGUGGAAGACUUUGUAUCACUCACCAUGGCUGGAGGACAUCUUGAAUUCCGCUAUGAACUGGGAUCAGGGCUGGCAAUAUUACGAAGCGCUGAUCCUGUCACCCUGGGACACUGGCACAAAGCAUCUGCAGAGAGAGACCAUAAGGACGGGACACUGCAGGUUGACAGGGCUCCGCCUGUUAAGAGGUCCUCCCCCGGUAAAAGCCUCGGCCUAAACUUGAAGACCCUGAUGUACCUUGGGGGUGUGGACAGUUCAAUGAAGCUCCCCUCUGCCGUCAACGUCACCCAGCCAUAUCAAGGCUGCAUCGGAGAAGUUUCCAUCAAUAACAAGAAAGUGGAUAUUUCCUACAGUUUUGUAGAAAGCCACAGUAUCAGUCAGUGCUAUGACAGAUCUCCCUGCGACCGCAUGCCCUGUAUGCACGGAGGCCGCUGCAUGCCAGCUGGAGAGUACGAGUACCAGUGUCUCUGCCGAGAUGGGUUUAAAGGUGACCGCUGUGAAAUACACGAGGAUCACUGUCUAAUCCACAAUCCCUGCCUCAAUGGCGGUACCUGCAAGGAGAACAGAUGUCACUGCCCAGAAGGCUUCUCAGGAUUGUAUUGUGAGCAAGGAGCAGCAUCAACAAAUCUGGAUGACGUCGUGCACGAAGGGAGUGGGGGGAAUGAUGCUCCGGGAGUUUUUGGAUCCUCCUUCUCUGGUGACUCUUACAUUGUUCUUCCGAGGCAGAUGUUUCCUAGGAGCCGACCAGACUCUCCAGAAACCAUUGAGCUGGAGCUGAGGACCACGUCUACCGAUGGUGUGAUUCUGUGGCAGGGAAUGGAGGAGAAGGAACAAGGCAGAGAGAGGGAUUUUAUCAGCCUGGGGUUGCGGGACGGACACCUCCUCUUCAGUUACCAGCUGGGCAGCGGCGAGGCCAACAUCAUGACUGAGGAUCCCAUUAAUGACGGGGAAUGGCACAAGAUCACUGCCGUCCGGGAGGGGAAGUCCGGCUCAGUUUAUAUUGAUGGAGAAGAAGUAAUCUCUGGAAGUUCCCCUGGCAAAAAUAUAAUGGUGGACACAAAGGGCAAGGUCUAUCUGGGUGGAGUCCCCAAUGUGAAGCUGAUGACGGGAGGAAAAUUCUCCACUGGUAUUACUGGAUGCAUUAAAAACUUGGUACUUCUAAAUGCCCGACCAUCUCACCAGCUUCACCAGCCCAUUGACCUGAAGCACCACUCGGAGAUGACGCACAACACCAGAGAGUGCCCCUCCUAGGUGGGGGCAAGCUUCCCAACAGCCAAAACUGGGGCAAGCAAGAGACUAUUGAAAAAAAACUAAGAAAAGACAGUGUCAAAAUGGAGUCUAAAUAUUCAAGGUGCUUCUGCUGCUACCAAAAACCAAGAGGUGGUGCUAACGAAAGUAUUUGGAUUGCGCAUUUCUGUAUUACCUACACAGAAUCUCUUCUUUUUAAUUAUUUUUUUAAUGUCUUCAGAUUUCCAUGUGUUUUACUGCUGGAUGAAGGAAAUUUGUAUGUAUUGAACCAGAUGUAUGUUUUUUAAAAAGAAUCCCUAACAAAAAAAAAAAAACAACUAACAAAACCUGAUGUGUGACGUCACCUCUCUGACACCACGUCCUGCACAAACCCUGACUGCGGGGGCUCAGUGUUGUCGGACAUGUUCUGCGUAUAUUUCCAAGUCACAGGAGCUGUAAAUCACAGAGCGAGCGCUGCCCGGAGGCUUCCCAUUCAGCGUCCACAGGCGGCUUUUGCGUCCCAGUCGGACUAAUGUCCCUUCAGUCGAUCAAUGUAUUUAUUUUAGUAAGGAGGGGCUGUGGAUCAUCUCCUGUGUCCCUGUAGGGUCUCCUCUGUGCUUGUUACAGAUUAUUUAUGUCAUUAGUCUUUUAGGUGCAGGAUGCUCAGGUCCACGUUUUCCUGUUAAAUCCUCAUCAUUCCUCUCUGCUGUCUGCUUUUUCCUGGGGUUUUCUCUCUUCCCUAGAUGUAGACUAUAGGCCAUGUCAUCAGUUACGAGCAGCACUCGACGUUCCCAGGACCACUGUCCCCAUCAUUUGCAGUCACACCCACCGAUCUGUGACCUGUAUGCACCUCCCCGCCUAUAACACCUUGCUCCUGGAGCGUUUUUUUUUUAGUAGUUAUGCCCUGCAGGACGUGGCAGGCACCAGUCCUGUACGAGCUGUGGAAGCUUUGUGUUAUGUACAGUGUUAAGCGGGGGCCCUGCUCACUGAAUGGAUGAGUUUUAGGAUUCUGGUGUACAAGACCAAAGGAAAUAGAAACUACUGGAGUUUGUGUAAAUUAUAAUAUGCACUGAGAGACGCUCUGCAGCCGGUGGGGGGCAGAUUGUUAUAAUACUACAGAUCAGUAUUAAAGGGGUUGUCUCACUUCAGCAAAUGUCAGAAAGUUAAUACGAGGCACUUACUAAUGUAUUGUGAUUGUCCAUAUUGGCUCCUUUGCUGGCUUCAUUCAAUUUUCCAUCCACAUUAUACACUGCUCGUUUCCAGGGGUUACGACCACCCUGCAAUCCAGGAGUGGUGGUCGUGCUUGCACACUAUAUGAAAAAAGCGCCGGCCUCUCUGGUGGCCGGAACCGUUGGAGAACACGUAGGCACACAUGCGCAGCAGCUCUCGUCCUGGCCACCUUGUAUGUGCGCUGCAGAGCUGGAAACGAGCAGCGUAUAAUGAGAUGGAAAAAUGAAUCAAUCACAGUACAUUAGGAAGUGCCUUGUAUUAACUUUCUCUACAGGAUAAUUGGCAUUUGCUGAAGUCAGACAACCCCUUUAAGUCGCAGCCUAUUCAGGAAUAACUUGGAUGUGUACACUCCUCGCGUCAGCGCACUAGCAGUCCCUUAAUCUGGAAGCAUGAUUAGCACCAAGUAUGUAAACCGCACGGUGCUCAUACAUCACGCCCCAUAGGAAGCACACCUUCCUGUACUAGCCCCUUUAAGGGGAUUAGCUUAUUUCACAGGGAGGCAGACGUCUUCUUCUUAGCACCACUAUUAAACGAAAGAACAAAAGCUUUAGUCCCCAGCAGCAGAACAAGCUGUACCACAGACGAGCAAGCCACUGAGGAGAAAUCCAGAAAAACUCAAAAUGUGCCAUGACCUGUACAACAAGGAAUCCUCCAUCGGUGCCGCAACGCUGGUGCUAUCGGGGGGGUCUACACAUCUGUAAAUAUAAGAACUACAGCUCAGGGGGCAGAACCUGUCAUGUCCUCCUGUCACCACCAGUGCCUUGGGUUUCCCAACUAACUAAUAAACCAGAUUUUGGAACAUG
Messenger RNA from Bufo bufo (common toad), 14370 nucleotides. RefSeq names its product heparan sulfate proteoglycan 2 (gene HSPG2). Bases 116 to 12361 code for a protein of 4081 amino acids. Lineage: Eukaryota; Metazoa; Chordata; Amphibia; Anura; Bufonidae. The transcript is spliced from 93 exons. The record is from RefSeq and is a predicted model, not a curated record. Gene Ontology annotation, molecular function: protein binding; calcium ion binding.